Molecule: messenger RNA, 588 nt
Organism: Cyphellophora europaea CBS 101466
Lineage: Eukaryota; Fungi; Ascomycota; Eurotiomycetes; Chaetothyriales; Cyphellophoraceae
Exons: 3
Coding region: 1-588 (195 amino acids)
Biological process (GO): Rho protein signal transduction
Cellular component (GO): cytoplasm; membrane; cytosol
Molecular function (GO): protein binding; Rho GDP-dissociation inhibitor activity
Source: RefSeq, a predicted model, not a curated record
AUGGCGGAAGAACUGAAUGUUGACAAGACCCCGGGGUUCAAGGUGGGGGAGAAGAAGACCAUUGAUGAGUAUCAGAAGCUCGACCAGGAUGAUGAGGCUCUGAACAGAUGGAAGGCCUCACUAGGUCUCGGUCAGGGUGACUCCAUAAGCGAUCCCAACGACCCUCGUCUCUGCAUCAUCAAGGCCCUGGCCCUGGAAGUAGAAGGCCGUCCCGACAUCACCAUUGACCUGUCUGCCCCUGGAGCCCUCGAGUCUCUCAAGUCCAAACCCUUCACCAUCAAGGAAGGUUGCACAUAUCAGAUGAAGGCCACCUUCGUUGUCCAGCACCAAGUUCUGUCCGGUCUCAAAUAUGUCCAGCAGCUCAAGCGCAAAGGGAUCCCUCUCGGCAAGGAUCAAGAGAUGAUCGGCAGCUACUCACCCAACACCACCGAUCGACCGGUUCACACCAAGAAAUUCUCCCCGGAGGAGGCCCCGAGCGGCAUGAUGGCCCGUGGUCACUACGAUGCUAUCUCUCGGUUCGUGGACGACGAUGAUACGACGCACUUGAAGUUUGAAUGGAGCUUCGACAUUGCGAAAGACUGGAAGUAA